CGCUCUUUCCUAUAGAUGGUAGCAUGUUCAAGUCCAAGUCCUUCGAUUUGGUCAACGAGGAGAAGACAAAGAAGCCGGAACGACUGUAUCAGCCACGUCGAAUGCGAUGGCUAAAAUACAUCAUACUGCCAGCCGUUUUCGCAUUUGUUCUUCUGUUAAUUCUGGUCAAUGUGGAUUUCUCCGACAACGGUGAGGAAGUGGCCAUCAAUUCAACGGUCCUAGGGUUGCACUUGGACAGGGAGUACUCCUGGGAGUUGGAUACAGGCUUUGAUGUGACAACCGAAGCAAUCAUUAAUGGCAGGGAUAAUUCUACUCAACAAAUUUCAAUGGCCAAAGAUCCAGGUUUGGCGGGUGUCACAACAACACCAGCGGAAUUAUCACCACCUUCAAUUUCCACAACAAGUACUGAAUCGACGACGACUAGUACACUUUCUACUAGUACUUAUUCUACUAGUACACUUUUUACUAGUUCAAUUUCUAGUUCAUCUUUAACUACUAGCGGAAUAUCUUCACCAAUAACUUUUCCAACUCCAACAACAUCCACGACAACCCAGUCACCGAAUUGCGACGAAGGACAGUGCCAGGAAUAUGCGUGUACGGUUCCCCAGGAUGAAAGUACAACGAUAUCACUGCCCUACGAGAUGAUUCUGAAGUUUAAGGAUCUAAAAAGCAAUACGGUUGAGGUCGCUAUGAGCGAUUGUGAGUCCCCCCAGAUGAGGGUAAUCUACUUCACCGACGACUCAUCAAUCGGAUCCCUAGAUCAAGAGAGUCUGGAAGUAAUGUUGAGUAAUAUAACAGUUGGUUUGAACUGCGGAACACCCCAUAUUUACUGUGUUAUGCUGGGCGGGAAAGUAUCCGAUACGCCGGAGUGUCUUCCCCACAGGACAAUGAUAUGUGAGGUGUAUUCUUUGCAAACAGAAUCCUGGUUCGAUGCUAACGGCGGUCUGGUAAUUGGAUUGGGAGUGGUGGUUAUUUUGAUAAGCAGCCUCCUCGGAAUGCUGAUAUUUUACGGCACCCUCCGGUGGAAACCCUCCCUAUUGAGAAGAACUAAGCUCCAGAAUGGUCCUUCACGAGAUUCGAAUACUGUGGUUCUUAUUCCCCAGGAAUCUGAAAAGAACCAGUACGGCAUUGCGAGAUCCCCGAUUUCAACGCUGGAUAAUAACGAAUACAUAGUCGCUUAUCAUCGAUAUCUCGAACGGGCGAAUCUCCAGCAAAUGGAGUCAAAUAAAUACAUAACUCCGCCCAGGGAAAGGGCUCCAUCCGUACCGCCGUCUUGUGACAGUUCCUCCCAUCUUCCGCUCCCACUUCCGCUUCCGGCCAGGAACGUGUACGAGAGUCUCGAUCUUUACGAGGAACUGCCAUAGAGCCAUUAGUUUCGAAUACAUAAAUAAAUAAAUCUGUUGCGGCGUGAAGAUUCGGAAUGUUA
Molecule: messenger RNA, 1426 nt
Organism: Drosophila serrata
Lineage: Eukaryota; Metazoa; Arthropoda; Insecta; Diptera; Drosophilidae
Source: RefSeq, a predicted model, not a curated record